Molecule: messenger RNA, 250 nt
Organism: Racocetra persica
Lineage: Eukaryota; Fungi; Glomeromycota; Glomeromycetes; Diversisporales; Gigasporaceae
Source: the annotation of a GenBank genome assembly
CUAGAACAAAUGAUCUUAAAUUAUACUACCAUCACUGCAGCACUUACUGUACAAGCUGCAUCAACUGACCCAUGUAAAUCUAGAGUACCAUGUCGAAGGGUAAAUUCUCAAAGAAAUCCUGGUAUUACUUGUUUCAGGUGUGGUGAACAUAGUUACUAUGCUAUGGAUUGUAAUAUUAAUUUCACCGAAGCUGAGUAUGAUAGUGGAAUAGAGGAAGAGGAAAUUUAUACAGCUCGACAUCAAUCAUAUU